Molecule: messenger RNA, 1443 nt
Organism: Mytilus trossulus (common blue mussel)
Lineage: Eukaryota; Metazoa; Mollusca; Bivalvia; Mytilida; Mytilidae
Exons: 3
Coding region: 1-1443 (480 amino acids)
Source: RefSeq, a predicted model, not a curated record
AUGGCCUGUUUGAUACGUUUACUGUCCGUUCUUAUCAUAGGGGUCGUUGUUGUAAACGCAGAUAGACCUUGCCAGUGCAGAAAUAGUUGUAAACAUGAUGAACAAAAAGUAGCGCAUUGUAGCAAAAAGAAUGGCGGUGGAAUACUUUGUUGUCCCAGUCUAUUUGGACCAGGAGCACUAACACGUGUUUCUGGAUAUGAUACAAAGAUGGUAUUUCCAUUUACAGCACGAAAAAACUAUCGACGACUAAGUUUUGACGAAGUUUAUGGGAGUAACAAUGGAGGCGGCUAUGGUGGUUAUGGUAACAGUGGUGGCAGUUCAAGCUACGGCUACGGAUCAGGAAAUGGUGGCGGUUCCGGUUACGGUUAUGGAUCAUAUGGAUCAGGGAAUGGCGGCGGUUCCGGAUACAGCGACAGUUCUACUUAUAGCUAUUUGAAUAACGGAAACAGUGGUGGAUAUGGCCAGGGAAAGAAUGGUGGUGGAAACGGUUAUGCUAGUGACGGAUACGGAUAUACAGGUGGAAAUGGUGGGUAUAGUGGUGAUAAUUAUGGCAAGACAGACAGUUAUGGCGAAGUAAGCGUUAGUUAUGGUGGUGGUAGUUCUGGCGGUAAAGGAAGUAAUGGCGGAUAUAGUUAUGGCUAUGGUGGUUAUAAUAACGGCGGUGUUAGCGUUAGUUAUGGUAGUGGUAGUUCUGGCGGUAAAGGAAGUAAUGGCGGAGAUAGUUAUGGCUAUGGUGGUUACAAUAACGGCGGAGUUAGCAUGGGCUAUGGUGGUGGUAACAUUGGAGGUAAAGGAAGUAAUUCCGGCAGCAGUUUUGUUGUCAUUGGCGGUGGUAACAACAAUGGGGGUUAUGAUAACGGCGGAGUUGGAAUGAGCAUGGGGUAUACUGGUGGUAAUAUUGGAGGUAAAGGAAGUAAUGGCGGGUACAGUAAUGGCGGAGACAGUUAUGGCUAUGGUGGUUAUAAUAACGGCGGAGUUAGCGUUAGUUAUGGUGGUGGUUAUUCUGGUGAUAAAGGAAAUAAUGGCGGAGAUAGUUACGGUUAUGGUGGUUAUAGUAACGGCGGAGUUAGCAUGGGCUAUGGUGGUGGUGUUUCUGUCAGCAGAGGUUAUGGUGGAGAUAGCUAUGGGAAUGGUGGCGAGAGCUAUGGUUAUGGUGGCGGUAAUAGUGGAAAUAAAGGCAGUAAUGCCGGAAAUAGUGUUGUCUUCAUUGGCGGUGGUAACAACAAUGGUUACGGUGGUAAUAGUGGAAUUAGUUACGAGGAUUCUAAAAGAAGAGCAGGAGGAGGUGGAGGUGGACGAGGAGGAAAAGGAGGAUUUAUUGGUGGCGGUAGUCAACAGAACUAUGGCUAUGGAUACCAAGAAUCCUCUGGUGGUAAAGGAAGUGCUAGUUACAGCAGUCCUGUUUACAUGAUAACAAAUUCUGGCGGGAAAGGAGGGUAUUGA